AUGAAGUACAUUAUUGAGCACAUGGAGCAAGGAUUCAGUGAGUGGGUUACUUUAGAGUAUGCUCAAAUCAUUCGUGAUAUUGGCAAGGAUAACUUAAUUCUUUCGUCAUUACCAGAAGAUACCGUUGAGUCCGAUAUUCCAAAGAAGCUCAGGGAAAUGGGAUUGCAGUGGACCACUGCGAACCUUGAUAAAAUCAAUGAAGCGUUCCCAGAAUUACCAGAGCUAAAAUCUCAAAGAGUCUGUCUAUUAGAUCCAAGGGCAAAGACCGAUUUGAUUCCAUCCGAUGCUCAAAAUUAUGAUUAUUUCGUCUUCGGAGGUAUUCUUGGAGAUCAUCCACCAAGAGACCGUACCAGAGAACUUAUGGAGCAAUACCCAAACUUACUCGUCGGAAAAAGACUAGGGGACAAACAAAUGACUACAGACACGGCCAUCAGAACCACCCAAAUCAUCAUUGAGAAACAAACUAAAUUUGAAGACGUUAAGUUCAUCGAUUACCCAGAAUUCAGAUUCAAUAAGAACGAAGCUACCGAAAUGCCAUUCAGAUAUGUAUUCAACUCUGAUGGCCAGCCGAUUCUACCGGAAGGGAUGCUCCAAUUAAUCAAAAAAGAUUCCGAGCAAAGUCUAGACGAUCUAUUCUGA
Molecule: messenger RNA, 639 nt
Organism: Kluyveromyces lactis
Lineage: Eukaryota; Fungi; Ascomycota; Saccharomycetes; Saccharomycetales; Saccharomycetaceae
Gene: SFM1
Product: protein-arginine N-methyltransferase SFM1
Exons: 1
Coding region: 1-639 (212 amino acids)
Biological process (GO): peptidyl-arginine methylation
Molecular function (GO): protein-arginine omega-N monomethyltransferase activity
Source: RefSeq, a predicted model, not a curated record